Messenger RNA from Oncorhynchus keta (chum salmon), 4374 nucleotides. RefSeq names its product SFI1 centrin binding protein (gene sfi1). The record is from RefSeq and is a predicted model, not a curated record. Lineage: Eukaryota; Metazoa; Chordata; Actinopteri; Salmoniformes; Salmonidae. The transcript has 29 exons. Gene Ontology annotation, molecular function: phosphatase binding. The coding region runs from base 354 to 3935 and encodes 1193 amino acids.
GUUACCCGGAAGUACUUAGGUAUUUUCUUCCUAUUCACAGCGGUAAAAUGUAUGCGUGACAGUUGGAUUUAACAAACAAAACCGUUCAUAUACCUCACUGAACAAAACACUGUUUGCGUUUUCUAUGGCGGUUGCAACGGUUCAAUUUGCGUUGUCGACUUGAAACUGGUUAGGGAAUGAAGAAAAGUCAUUCAUGGUACGUUAUUCAUAAUGAAGAGAAAGCUCGGGGGAUUUUUGUUCGGCAAUGCCAGUGUGUUCAGCUAACGAAGUUGAAGAAGUUUCCAAUCUUCUGAUUGACGGUCAGUGGUAGUAGCUAGCUUUCUCAGGUGGUUAACUCAAUAGCUGUUGUGGCAAUGACUUCUAGAGGUAGAGGAACCCAAAAGUCAAAUAUAACUGGUGCAAAAAUUACUUCACGCAAUGUUAUAUCUUGUUAUAAAGUCGGAUACACCUGGAACCGAGGUGGAAGACUCAAGGAGUUGAGAAUAAGGCACCUUGCACGGAAGUUUCUCAAACUAUGGAUGCAGAAGACCUUUGGACGUGUUCAUCCUUACAAAGCCAGGUCUCACCAUCGCAGAGUGGUGCUACAGCGGGCUCAGGGGGGCUGGAAGGAUGAGUGGUGGACAGCCAGGAGGGAGUGGAGCCUCACAGUGAGGGCAGAGUGCCAUUACAGAUAUUAUCUGUAUAACCAGGUGUUCCAUGGCUGGCAGAGGUUUGUGUCUUUACAGAAGGAGGAGAGGAGGAUAUUCCAAAAAGCAACAUGUUUUGCUGAGAGGUGGUGUCAGCGUGUGGCCUGGGACAGCUGGGAAGUGUACAUCGAGAUGAGGAGGAUGAAACACAGGAUGCAAGAAUCUGCUCUUCAGUUCCGGAAACUCACAGCUCUACGUUGGAUGUGGACUGUGUGGCAGACUGGGCUGCAGAGGAGAUAUGAUGCCUGUGUUAUGGAGGACCAAGCACUGCAGCACUGGGCUCUGACGCUACAGGGCAGAGCAUGGCUUCAGUGGAGAGAAGUGUACAUGCUCGCCUGUAGUUGGAGAGAGAGGGAGUCCAAGGCUUCACUGCACUACAUACAUGGGAUGCAAAGAAAGGGUCUCUGUGGCUGGAUCAGCUAUGUUCACCUCCGCCAAACUAAGAGGAAACCCCAAGAUGUUGCGGUGCGAGCCUGGCAACUCCAGUUGGUCAGGAGGUAUUGGUUUGUGUGGAAAAGUGGACUACAGAGCAGACAGAGAGAGGUGGACAGAGGGCAGGCUUCUUAUAGACUGGCACAACGCAGCACACAGCGCAGGGCACUGGAGCACUGGAGACACUACAGGAGGAUGUGCAUGCAGGAGUCUGAAAGAGACCAGGCUGCAAGUCAACACCAACACCGCCAUCUACUGGACACUGGAUUGAGAAGUCUGACCCUCAAUGUCACUCGGAGCAAAACUUAUCGUCUCAACAAGAACAUCGCUGUCCAGCAUCAUCAUCACACUGUAACAUGCAGAUAUUGGAGACUCUGGCAGCAACGUCUUGAGGAAGCUGAAGAUCGGGGACUUCAGAUGCAGAUGCAGAUGGCACUGACCCACCACAGCACUUCACUGCAGAGCAAUUGCUUGUGCCACUGGAGAGAGCAGCUUGUUGAACACAGACACAUGCAGGGGCUGGAGCGUCGUGCUGAGGCCUGGUUUGCUGACCACAUCUUUCCACAGUGUCUUGACUCAUGGGUUGAGUUUACCUGCCAGAGGAGACAGCAUAGGGAGAGGACAGAGAUUGCACAACUCCAUAAUAAGCAGCAUCAGUACACUUGGGCCUUCUAUACCUGGUGGGGACGUUCAGAGGAGAGGAAGGAGCAGAGACUGGCUGAGAGGGUGGCCUUGCUGCAUGAGGAGAGGUCGUGUUUGAUGAGAGCCUGGGACCACUGGCAGCGGAGGGCGAGGCAACAACAGCAGGAGAGGGAGAAGCAGAGAGCUUCUGAUACACUGUACCGCCGUACUCUAGUCCACAACACACUCAGCCAGUGGAAGGACAAUGUCACUGUGAUCCGGGACAGGCGAAAACGAGAGGAGCAGGCAGGUCGACAUAGUGAUGUGCGUUGUGUGAGACGCGCCCUGAGUGGCUGGAGUGAGUAUGUCCAGCACAGAACAGAGAAGAACAGCAGGCUGGAUCAGAUGGACAGUUACUAUGAACACAGACUUCUCAAACACACUUUACAGGCCUGGAAGGAGCAUCACCUCCGAAGACAACAGGUCUAUGAGCAUGUAGAGGAGCGCAACAGUCAACAUCAGAAACACUUCCUCAGGAGGAUUCUGCGUGUGUGGAAGGAGAAUGUAGCCCUGUUGGCAGCAGCCAGCAGCAGAGAGAAGAGAGCAGAGAACCACUACCAGCACUGCGUUCAGGUUAAGAUGCUGUUGGGAUGGAGGAAAGCCACAUCUUGUGCAGUGUCAAACCGUCACCAGCAGAGAGAGGCGGUGAGCAAGGCUCAGACUCACAUGGAUAAAGUGAGGCAGGAGGCGACUUUCAGGAGAUGGAGGGAGCGAAGCAGAGAGGUUGUGGAGGACAGUAUAGGCAUGGAGAAAGCCAUAAGGCUCCACCACCACUUUCUUCUCUGCAGAACAUUCAGAUCAUGGACUAUGUACCAGCAGCAUCAGCAGAGCUACAAGGUGAUGAAAGGGAGAGGCUACUUGCUGCUGAGACAGAAAACAUGCCAGCUCUUCUUUGCACACUGGAAAAUUGUGCUGCAGCACAGAAGGACAGAGGCUGAGCAGACAAAACUGGCCCUCUGGCAUUGGUCCCUCAGUCUGCAGGCCAAGGUGCUGGAGGCCUGGAGACUGUGGGUCACAGAGCAGGACAGAAAGCAGGAAAGGCUGGCCCAGGCUGCCCAGUUCUAUAGAGAUCAGCUGCUGAGGGAAGGAGUGGCCCACGUCCUCACACACGCCGCUCACAUGGGCAGCUUCAGCACCAACAUAGCACUGCACAGCCAGGAGCAGAGCUUGCGGCGUCUCCAGAGGGUGGUGCUGCGUUGUGCCAUGCAGUGGAAACAGCGGGCCCUGAGUGGACCACACAGGGCGAGACCGCCUAGAGCGAUAGCAGUGCCCCCCAAGAGUGUGACCUUCUGUUUACCCAGCCCUGACCCAGAGUGCCGCACCCACAGCCGUACACAGACCCAGAGUGGCAUAGUGGAGCAGAGAGCAGGAGACGGCAUCCUCAACCACCUGGUGGCGGUGCGUGCUUCUAGACUGCAGCCACGGCGGCCUAGAGAUCUGCUUGAGUCCCCGGUCAAAGAGCUGCUCCCACCUACAGCUCCUCUACAUAAAAAACCCAGUCCUCUUCCACAUCAAACCAAGGUCCCAGGGACAGCGAACCUUUACCCUACUACAGCCUCCCUCCCCAUCUCUCCCAUACACGCACACCCAGCUCCCCAUCUCAGUUUCCCAAUGGCCCCACAUCAUGGAUCACUAGGCCAGGACUUACUCCUGCCCCCUUCCUCAUUCAUGGCCACCCACACUCAAACUAAGGUGAGGCAGCCUAGUGGCUCAUGGGAAAGUGACUCCUCACUACUGCCCCCCAAUGAGUUCUCCACCCUCCAUCAACAGCCAGAGUCUGAUGGAGAAGAUGUGUUAACUGAGGAGGAGAAUGUGGAUCCCACUUUAGCCUGGACCAGAGAGCUGCUCAACAUUCGUCUGGACAUGCAGCGCUUCCAACAGGACCGCAAGCUACUUCAGGCGUGGCGAAGACUUGAAGAAGUAUUGAGAAGCUGGCUGCAGACGAGUGGAAGUGAGGGAGAAACUGAGGAGAGUAACACUAUCCGCAAAGAGUUGGAGCAGCUGGAGGAGCGUAUUGGCAGACUGUCAGCUGAGCUGGCAGAGCAGAAGCCUGUGAUGAUCCUCCACGCUGCCAGGAUCCACAGGAUAGAGUGUGUUCUCCUCCAAAGCAGCACAGCCACAGGCCAUUCUCAGUAAGCCUCCAGAGCUACUGCUCAUCACUCCACACUAGGUGACAGGACCAGGGCCGUCCCAGUGCCAUGGGUCAGGAGGAGAACCAUAGACCUAUAUAAAGGAGCACAAGGACUUCUGAUGAGACUAUACCUGUCCAUAUUUUUGACAUGUCAUUCUCUACUGGUUGUUUUUAUAGUAUAAAACCAUAAGAACAGAAUUAUUCUAAAUAGAUUUAAGAUUUAUGGAAAUUCUUCAAUUGUAGCUUUUGAAUUUAUUAUCCUAAUCUGGGUGAAAAUCGGUUUGACUAAAACAGAAAGAAUGGCAUGGCAAGACAGCUGUGUAAGAUAUGUUUGACUUGACUAUGUUGUAAUGGCCUUUAUUUUACUGUAUACUGUAAAUGACAUCAUAUGUUAGUGUGUUUUUACAUGAUUUAAUAAAAUACUGCCUUCAGAAAGUAUUCACA